This is a messenger RNA of [Candida] anglica, 1475 nucleotides long. NCBI's taxonomy places the organism in Eukaryota, Fungi, Ascomycota, Pichiomycetes, Serinales, Debaryomycetaceae. The record is from the annotation of a GenBank genome assembly.
UGUUAGGUUAUAUUCUGAAUCGUAUUCAAACUUAUGGCAAUUUAGAGUAUCUUGUGAAACCCUUUUUUGUUAAGAAGUGCUCCCCUUUGUCUAUAAUGUCUUCAUCGUUUGUUUUCUCAUCAUGGGUACCUACCACGAUCCCUACAUCAACAGUUCUCUCAUCCAUUAACCCUACCCACUCGGUAGGGUUGAUAAGCACCCUUACAUCUGCUACAGCCGAUAUGGCAACCGCUACAAAGCUUGCGAGCUUGAUGCAUAUUUCCCAGGACAUCCGGGGUGCUCAAGCAUCUCUUGAUAUUAUCAUGGCACAACAAGUACUAGCCACUGCCACUGUUGCUAGUGUACAAUCCCAAGCUACUCAGGCUAUUUUCAAUGCCACUUUGAAUUUAAAGGCGUUAGAAUGGGAUGAAAAUGCUUAUGGUACUGAUCUUAGUAUGGCUGCUAAUGUCAUUUUCACGGUACUUUUCGGUAUUGUGUUCCUUGUUCAAACUGGACUUUUAACUUGGCUGAGAUUUUUUUAUUUUGGUGGUUGUCUCUUUUGUGGUGCUGGGUUGGAGUUUGCUGGCUAUUUAACAAGAUCCCUUGCCGUCAAUGACACUAGUGAUUCUGAUUAUUUCUUAUGUCAAAUCAUCACCUUAACAAUCGCACCAGCAUUCAUUAUGGCCGGAAUUUAUUAUCUAUUAGCCAAAUUAAUCGUGGUACACGGUCAUGGUCGUACAUUUUCCAUGCUCAAACCGAUCUGGUACUCAUAUAUCUUUGUGAUUUGUGAUGUCUUAAGUUUAGUUAUUCAAGCCAUUGGUGGAGGUAUGGCUGCAGUUGCAGUCAUUGAUUUUGAAGAUACUGAUUCAGGUACUCAUGUUAUGGUUGCAGGUAUUGCCUUCCAAGUAGUUUCCAUGACUUUAUUCUUAUUUUUUUGGUUUGAUUUCUUACAUCGAAUUUAUUUUAAGGUUAAUCCAAAUGUUUCCUUCACUUUCCAUAAUGUCAUUGCACUCGUUAAUAAUGGUAAAAGAGCUGAUGAUAUUAGAGCUCAAUGUGAACCAUAUUUCGAUCAAAACCAUGCCCAUUUAAGACAUGGUAAGUUUUUCAAAUGGUUCCCACACGUUGUCACUGGAAGUGUACUCUUCAUUUAUAUUCGUUGUAUUUAUAGAGUGGUUGAAUUGGCUCAAGGUUGGACUGGAUAUUUGAUCACACAUGAGGUUUAUGUUAUGACCUUAGAUGCCAUGAUGGUAUUCUUCACAUGUGCCUUAUUAUCUAUAAUCCAUCCUGUUCUCUUUUUAGGACGUGAUGAGAACCUUAAAUUAAGAAUUUCUAAAAAGGAUAUUGAAGCUGAUAAGAGUCCAGAUUAUGAAGAGGGUCGAUCUAAUGAAAAAGAAAAUCCAUUCCAGUAAUUAAUCGUCAUUCUCCCUCCUUCUCCCUCCUUCUCCCUCGUAUACAUUCAGUAAUUUAUGAAGGUAUGCCUAAUUAUUUAAUGUAUA